Molecule: messenger RNA, 1391 nt
Organism: Talaromyces proteolyticus
Lineage: Eukaryota; Fungi; Ascomycota; Eurotiomycetes; Eurotiales; Trichocomaceae
Product: putative hydroxyisocaproate dehydrogenase
Exons: 6
Coding region: 251-1348 (365 amino acids)
Cellular component (GO): cytosol
Molecular function (GO): hydroxypyruvate reductase [NAD(P)H] activity; NAD binding; glyoxylate reductase (NADPH) activity
Source: RefSeq, a predicted model, not a curated record
GGCAGAGUGAGUAUUCUCAUGGAUCAUAUUCUAGAACAAUACAUAUGUAAUAAUAACCUUUUUUGGAUUAUAUACAAGAAUAAGCAAUAAAAAAAGCAUAGAAAGUUAUAGCUUGUCAGUCACUUCCCCGCAUUAGUAGUAAGUUACAUGUAAUUAUCCGCGUGGAGAAUGGUAGGAUUAGUCGCCGGCAUGUGAGUGACCGUCGUCUGGUCAGUCAGACAAGGUGACCCCGAUCCACCUUCCUCUUAUAAUGCAGAGUCCCUCCAUCUCUAACAGAUCGCGACAAGCCCGCGAACGCAUUUCUGACAUCGCCCACAAGCUCACGCUCACGCUCCAGCCCCAAUCCCAGCCCGCCACCAUGCCGUCACAAGCUGCUCUGCUGAUCGGUGAGAUCACGCAUGCUCGACCAGAAUGGGAGCAGUUGUCGUCGAUACUCACACUGAAGGAAUUCCCAAGCGGGACAAGAGAGGAAUUUUUGAGUAACUGCAAAGCCGGCAAAUAUGACGACGUGGUCGUGAUUUAUCGCAGCAAUGUUUCCAACAAAUACACGGGACCGUUUAAUAGCGAGUUAGUGUCAGCGCUGCCGAAAUCAGUCAAAUAUAUUUGCCAUAAUGGGGCUGGGUAUGAUAAUAUCGAGGUGUCGGCUGUGACACAGGCAGGUAUUGCGGUGUCGAGCACGCCAGUCGCUGUGAAUAAUGCCACUGCCGACGUGGGCAUUUUCCUCAUGAUUGGCGCUUUGCGCCAGGCCCAUGUUCCGUUGUCUUCUAUUCGAGCUGGCACAUGGACAGGAAAAUCCGGAUUAGGCCGCGAUCCCGAAGGUAAGGUUCUUGGGAUUCUAGGAAUGGGUGGAAUCGGACGGGAAAUGGCCCACCGUGCGAAAGCGUUCGGCAUGACAAUCCAAUAUCACAACCGCACCCGUCUCUCGCCAGAGUUAGAAGUCGGAGCGAAAUACGUCUCAUUUGACGAGUUACUUUCAACUUCGGACGUCUUUAGCUUGAACCUCGCCUUGAACGCAUCUACGAGACACAUAAUUGGAGCGAACGAGUUGGCGAAGAUGAAGAGCGGCGUGGUUAUUGUCAACACUGCGCGCGGCGCGUUGAUUGACGAGAAGGCUCUGGUUCAGGCCCUCGAGUCUGGGAAGGUUGCAUCUGUCGGCCUGGACGUUUACGAGAAUGAGCCCAAGGUCGAAGAGGGGCUGUUGAAGUCGGAUAAAGCGUUCUUGCUCCCGCAUAUUGGGACCAUGACGUACGAGACGCAGAAGGAUAUGGAGCUGUUGGUGUUGAACAAUCUGCGCUCUGCUGUGGAGAAGGGGGUGCUGAUUACGCAAAUCCCUGAGCAGAAGAAAUAGCCUGGUUAGAAUAGAAAUGAAAUGAAUUCUUUGUCCUGUCGAG